This is a messenger RNA of Dichomitus squalens LYAD-421 SS1, 2714 nucleotides long. RefSeq lists its product as uncharacterized. Gene Ontology annotation, molecular function: protein heterodimerization activity; structural molecule activity. NCBI's taxonomy places the organism in Eukaryota, Fungi, Basidiomycota, Agaricomycetes, Polyporales, Polyporaceae. Gene Ontology annotation, biological process: regulation of transcription by RNA polymerase II. The transcript has 11 exons. The coding region runs from base 9 to 2522 and encodes 837 amino acids. Gene Ontology annotation, cellular component: SLIK (SAGA-like) complex; SAGA complex. The record is from RefSeq and is a predicted model, not a curated record.
GGUCGACUAUGAACAACCUCCUCAGGACUCUCACUGCAAGCCAAGUCAAGUCUUCGUUACCGGAAUCUGAGCUCAAGUUAUUAUUAAGCGCCGUCAAGGAAACCCGGAGGACUUCGAGUGACCCUCAGAAACUUGUAGAUGCGUUCUACGAUUCUCUGGAGGGUCUCCUCCAUGACCUUCGCAUGGUCACGAUGGACAAUCGCGACGCAGAGGCCUUCUUGAAACCAGUGGCGAAGUCUGAGGUACCGGAUUACUAUGAAAUCAUCACGAACCCGAUGGACCUCCAGACCAUGCUCAAGAAGGUUAAGCAACGGCACUACAAGUGCAAGAAGGAGUUUAAGGACGAUCUGGACCUAAUAUGGUCCAAUUGCUUCUUGUACAACGCGACCGAGGACCAUCCUCUUCGGCAAUGUGCCUCAAGACUCAAGGCCAAGGCGGAAAGAUUGCUCAAGAACAUCACAGACUACAAGGAGCGCACCGAUCCCAUUAUCCCAGGCGAGGUACCCUUCCGAGGCAUCACUCCUCGGGUCAACGGCAUUACGCUAAAUGGAACGUCUCAUCAUUUCCCUGGCUCCGUCUUCCGCUCGCCCAGCCCGACAAAGCAAGCCGCUCCUUUGCCCGGUCAGUCGAAGAAGAUCCAGCGGGACACCACGUUCCCGGAGUCAUCGGCAUAUGUCCGCACGCAAGCAGGCAUGAGGACAUUCCUGCAGCUCGAGCGCGAUGUCGAUGAGUAUCUUUCGCGUACGCCUGUGUCGGAAGAGACCGAUCCCACUGUGCAGCAGUUGAAGGAGCGCUUGUUGCGGUACGCCGUGCGGUUAGAAGACGACGCAGAGCCCGAUGGAGCGUUGAGUACGGUGGAUGGGGAGGUUGGUGUGAAGCGGAAGUUGAACGGCUUCGUCGAUGAUCGACCCCGCAAGCGUGCACGGAUGCAUAGCCAGAGCCCAGCGGACAAGGACGUCAUCGAGAUGUGGUGGGACGCCAUGUGCUCCGAUGAGAUGCUCGCCAACGGCCUACCCUCGCUUACCCUUUCCGCCUGCGAUGAUGUGUCAUCGCCAGCGUUCUCCAAUGCAAUCACAGACUCUCCACGGAGUUCAAUGCGCCGAAAGAAGAAAAAGAAGAAGGAAACAACGUCACCCGACACCCUCUUAUACCACAUGAACAACAACAUCCGCACGCUCCGGAGAGUCCGCACAACACAUGCUAAGUUAACGGCGCUCAACCAGAGCCUAGAGGAGAAUGUUGGGGUUGCUGAACUCCCCAUUCAUGACAUACAGGCGGAUUUAGACGAUGUAAUCGAUGAGCGGCCGUGGAAGCCAACGGGAGCAGGCAUCGACAUGGGCGAGGAGAAUGCGACCAAUUGUUUGCAUUGGAUGGGAAGCAAGGUCCUUGAACAUGUAGGCUUCCAGGGGACAUCGAAGAUGGCGUUGGAUACCCUUGCGAGCGUUACCGCGGAAUACUUGCAGAAUGUCGGUCGGACGAUUCGAUUCAUAUGCGAUAAGUAUGGAAAUCAGAUGACUGCUGAGGAAAUUAUACUACAUACACUCUUCGAGAGCGGUAUCACACAAGUCACCGAUCUCGAGCGGUACAUCAAAGACGACGUUCUACGCUAUGGCGGGCGACUAACGGAACUCGAGAAGAAGUUAGGCAACGCAUACCGAGAGGCGACCACUGAGGAGGCCUGGGAUGACGAAGCCCUCUUCCGUAUGGAAGGUGAGGAGGAAGAAGGCGAAUUCGUCAUGGGCAACUUCGCGGAAUCCUUUGGCGAGGACUUCUUUGGUCUCAAAGAACUUGGCAUCGCCGAUGAGUUCGGGCUCUCUAGUCUUACAAUACCCAAGCGGCUACUUAAAGGGAAGAAGGGCGGGCUCAAAGAGGGGCCUUCGACUGCGAAGCCUACGGAACCUCCACCGCCCUUCCCGCCGCCUCCACCGUUCAUACCCCUCGAUUCAAACACCGUCGACAAUCAAAUUGGUCUGCUCAAGUCGUUCUAUCAGGGUCGCGUCGCCGAGAUCUCCUCCGCGCUCGUUGCACCACCACCGGGACCAAGUCAUCCACUUCAGUCAACAGGUGCACUCAUUGGUAUCCCACCGUCGUCCACAUCCUCCCUUCCAUCUAUCCUAGUCAACCCGGCUUCUGGUCCCUCGACCGCCGGUCCCACUCAUGUCGGCCCGACCGAAGUUACUCAGGUCUUCAUCAUUCCAGACGAAUCCCCUAGCCCCUCGCAUACGAAGAUCGGGCCUCUUGGCACCAUCAACAAAGCGGCUCCUUCAGCGAGCACUGCAAAGAAGAAGAGCAAGGCCAAGCCUCCCGCGCCCGCUCCUGGGCCACCUCUUCCGCCAGGAUCCGCUGGUGUGGAUGGAGACGCGCCGCCGGUCACCCCCGGGCCGCCUCUUCCGCCUCCGCUCAUGCACUCAUCGAGCACGGGCGGUGUGGGCGACUCGAAGAAGGGCAAGGGUGCCAGCACGCCGAGCAAGAAGAAGGCGAAGGUCGAGCCUUUUCCUCCUGUUGUCAUGGCGAGCGCUUGACGACGCGUAAUCGUGGGGAAUUAAGUUAGUCUGGACACUCGCUCUUUUUGCGAUACGUGUUGGGCGUCGCGCAAUUGUCUUGAUGACCUCAUUGAGUAUGUAUUGCUUUCUGGAUUGGAUGCUACUGUUGGAUUGAAUCUAUCUGUAUCAUUAUCGUAUAUGCAUGCUUCUGCGUGCGGAUGUCAUUUCCCC